Cucurbita pepo subsp. pepo (vegetable marrow) is the source of this 2171-nucleotide messenger RNA. Its product is annotated as eukaryotic translation initiation factor 3 subunit D. Gene Ontology annotation, biological process: translational initiation. Gene Ontology annotation, molecular function: translation initiation factor activity. Gene Ontology annotation, cellular component: cytoplasm; eukaryotic translation initiation factor 3 complex. Lineage: Eukaryota; Viridiplantae; Streptophyta; Magnoliopsida; Cucurbitales; Cucurbitaceae. The record is from RefSeq and is a predicted model, not a curated record.
GCUGAAUUGUAAUUUUACACCUUCUCUUCAGUGAACUCCAUAAGGCUAGGGUUUUUUCAUCCGCCCGCCUCUCCUGCUGCUCCCUGGUGCCGCUCCAACUCUGAUUUUGCCUCUUCCUUCGUAUCGGAGAAACUCUAUCCGAUUACAGAUGGUCGGAGGCUUUGAAGUUGGAGCUGUUCCCUACAACCCAGACGGUUGGGGUCCGCCGGACUCUUCCGAUUCUCUCGUCGCUUCCUCCAACCUCCCUCUCAAUGUUCCCUUCGCUCCCUUCUCUCGCUCCGAUAGGCUUGGCCGGAUCGCUGAUUGGACCCGAACUAUGAAUAACCCUGGUCGCCCCAAGACUGCUUCCGAUUCCGUCUUCGACUUCACCAAUGACGAUUCCUUCCCAGCCAAUGCUGACGAGGACAUGUCCUUCCGUUUGGUUGAUGGAAAGCCUCCUCCGCGUCCCAAAUUUGGCCCUAAAUGGCGAUUCAACCAACAAAGGACGCAGCUACCUCAGCGCCGUGACGAAGAAGUUGAAGCUCGGAAGCGCGAGGCUGAGAAGGAGCGGGCUCGCCGUGAUCGUCUUUACAACCUCAAUAGGUCUAAUGUCAAUGCCCCCCGUCGUGAAGCUGCUGUUUUCAAAUCCUCUGUGGAAAUUCAACCCGAAUGGAACAUGCUUGAUCAGAUUCCCUUCUCCACGUUCUCGAAGCUGUCCUUCUCUGUUCCUGAGCCCGAAGACCUUCUUCUGUGCGGCGGGCUAGAGUUCUAUGAUCGUGCAUACGACCGAAUCACUCCCAAGAACGAGCGCCGCCUUGAGCGCUUCAAGAACCGCAACUUCUUCAAGGUAACUACUACAGACGACCCUGUCAUUCGUCGUCUUGCAAAUGAGGACAAAGCCACAGUUUUUGCUACCGAUGCCAUCCUUUCUUCCCUUAUGUGCGCAACCAGAUCGGUUUACUCCUGGGAUAUUGUGGUUCAGCGUGUUGGGAACAAGCUUUUCUUUGAUAAGAGGGAUGGGUCGCAACUUGAUUUGCUUCCCGUCCACGAGACAUCUCAGGAACCCUUGCCAGAAGCGAAGGACGAUAUCAAUUCAGCUUACUCACUGAGUGUUGAAGCUGCUUACAUUAAUCAGAACUUCUCGCAGCAAGUUUUGGUUAGAGACGGAAGUAAGGUGGCCUUUGACGAGCCAAACCCAUUUGCAAAUGAGGGUGAGGAGGUCGCUUCUGUUGCUUAUAGGUAUAGGAGGUGGAAGCUCGAUGAUGACAUGUAUCUUGUGGCGAGGUGUGAGGUUCAAAGUGUUAUGGAGGUUAAUAAGCAAAGAUCAUUUUUGACUCUGAAUGCUCUUAAUGAAUUUGAUCCCAAAUAUUCUGGUGUCGAUUGGAGGCAGAAAUUGGAGACACAGAGGGGUGCUGUGUUGGCCACUGAGUUGAAGAACAAUGCUAAUAAAUUGGCAAAAUGGACAGCUCAAGCUCUGUUGGCUAGCGCAGAUAUGAUGAAGUUGGGGUAUGUCUCUAGGGUUCAUCCUCGCGAUCACUUCAACCAUGUCAUCUUAGCCGUUGUUGGAUAUAAACCUAAGGAUUUUGCAGCUCAAAUUAACUUGAAUACGUCUAACAUGUGGGGUAUUGUUAAGUCUAUCGUGGAUUUGUGCAUGAAAUUGAACGAAGGCAAGUAUGUUUUGGUCAAGGACCCAUCGAAACCACAGGUUAGGAUCUAUGAGGUUCCUGCAGAUGCAUUUGAGAAUGAUUAUGUUGAGGAGCCACUGGCUGAGGAGGAUCAAGUGCAACCACCAGGAGAAGAUGAAAAUGGUGUCACUGUUAAUGCGGGGACGGAUGAUGCAGAAGAGAAGGUUGAUGCUGCUUCUCAAGCUUAAGUCACAGCAGCAUUCAUUCGACUUGCUUGAGGAAGUUAAAACUCUAACCUUUUGUGUCUUUUUGUUCCCUUUCUUUUAUGAGAUUAUCAUUUUGGUAUUGGUUUUGGUUUUGGAUUCCUGCAAGCAUAAUACACAUUGCUCGAGUAACUUUCAGUUGUUAAAACGUUUUGCUAGCUAUAGCUGGUUAUGCUAUCCUGGAAAUUUUGAACAUGAGUUCUUUCCAUCAGUCAUAUAUAUAUAUAUAUAUAUUUGUAUUGAGACAUAGUUUCUUGUGGAUUCUCGUUUUGAAUAAGUUAGUCUGCCAAGGAUUUGCUUGAUA